AUGCCUUUCGGGGGCUUUGCGGGACUGAAGGAGCGAGUGUUGAAGCCAGGGAAGGAGGAGGUGAAGAAUUCUGUGGGAGACUCUCUGGGGAACCUGCAGAAGAAAAUCGAUGGAACAAACGUGGAUGAGCCAGACCACAUAGAGCUGACAGAGGAUGGGAGGCCGGUGACCGCGCCGAAUCGCAGCGCCCCCCUGCUGGAUUGUGGCUGCUUCGGCCUGCCCAAGCGUUACAUCAUCGCCAUUCUCAGCGGCCUCGGCUUCUGCAUCUCAUUCGGCAUCCGCUGCAACCUGGGCGUGGCCAUCGUGGAGAUGGUCAAUAACAACACGGUCUACAUCAACGGCACGCCCGUCAUCCAGCCUGCUCAGUUCAACUGGGACCCAGAGACAGUGGGUUUGAUACAUGGCUCCUUCUUUUGGGGAUACAUCGUCACUCAGAUCCCUGGAGGUUUCAUCUCUAACAAGUUGGCUGCUAACAGGGUGUUUGGUGCGGCCAUUUUCUUGACAUCUGUACUGAAUAUGUUCAUUCCGUCGGCGGCAAGAGUCCACUACGGCUGCGUUAUGUUUGUGCGCAUCCUGCAGGGACUGGUGGAGGGUGUCACCUAUCCAGCUUGUCAUGGGAUGUGGAGCAAAUGGGCCCCACCUCUGGAGAGAAGCCGUCUGGCCACCACCUCUUUCUGUGGAUCCUAUGCAGGUGCCGUCAUUGCCAUGCCACUGGCAGGGAUCCUGGUACAGUACGUGGGCUGGCCCUCUGUCUUCUACAUAUAUGGUGUCUUUGGGAUUAUAUGGUACACAUUCUGGCUCUUAUUGGCCUAUGAGAGUCCAGCUAUUCACCCUACCAUUACAGAGGAGGAAAGGAUCUACAUAGAGACCACUAUUGGCGAAGGUGUCAAUUUAAUGAGUGCUACGGAGAAAUUCAAAACUCCAUGGCGACGUUUUUUCACAUCCAUGCCUGUCUAUGCCAUUAUUGUGGCCAACUUCUGCCGCAGCUGGACCUUCUACCUGCUGCUCAUCAGCCAACCUGCUUACUUUGAGGAGGUCUUUGGAUUUCCAAUCAGCAAGGUGGGUAUCUUGUCAGCUGUGCCACACAUGGUGAUGACAAUAGUUGUGCCUAUUGGUGGACAGCUGGCCGACUUCCUGCGUAGCCGUAAGAUCCUGUCCACAACAGCUGUCCGAAAGAUUAUGAACUGUGGAGGUUUUGGUAUGGAGGCCACUCUUCUGCUGGUAGUGGGUUUCUCACACACACGUGGUGUGGCUAUCUCGUUCUUGGUACUAGCUGUUGGUUUCAGCGGAUUUGCCAUCUCAGGUUUCAAUGUCAACCAUCUGGACAUCGCCCCUCGCUAUGCCAGCAUCUUGAUGGGCAUCUCCAAUGGGGUGGGAACCCUGUCUGGUAUGGUCUGUCCCCUCAUUGUCGGUGCCCUGACCAAACAUAAGACCCGUUUGGAGUGGCAGAACGUUUUUGUCAUUGCUGCCAUGGUGCACUACACCGGGGUGAUUUUCUACGCUAUUUUCGCCUCUGGAGAGAAGCAGGACUGGGCUGAUCCGGAGAACACCAGUGAUGAGAAGUGUGGGAUCAUCGGUCAGGAUGAGCUGGCCGACGAGACGGAACCUAGCAGCGACAGUGCCCUGGCUGUCAGGAAGAAAACGUAUGGAACCACCACGGAGAGCUCGAUUGGCCAUAAACAAGGCUGGAAGAAGGCGAGAGGCACAACUGUGCAGGAAGAUGACGACCAGGGGUCGUACCAUUACGAAAAUGGAAAUUUUCAAGACCAAUACCAAUGA
This is a messenger RNA of Chanos chanos (milkfish), 1779 nucleotides long. RefSeq names its product solute carrier family 17 member 8 (gene slc17a8). Gene Ontology annotation, cellular component: excitatory synapse; synaptic vesicle membrane. Gene Ontology annotation, biological process: regulation of synapse structure or activity; neurotransmitter loading into synaptic vesicle; transmembrane transport. Gene Ontology annotation, molecular function: neurotransmitter transmembrane transporter activity; L-glutamate transmembrane transporter activity. Lineage: Eukaryota; Metazoa; Chordata; Actinopteri; Gonorynchiformes; Chanidae. The coding region runs from base 1 to 1779 and encodes 592 amino acids. The transcript is spliced from 12 exons. The record is from RefSeq and is a predicted model, not a curated record.